GCGGCCGGACAGCAGGUCGCACCCGUGUUCGCCCAGGAUCUCCUGCACCGAUGGAAGUCUGCGGAUCCUUGCGACCUUGUUCCUCUGGAUUCUUACCGAGCCUGACCACCAUGAGAGACAGCUACAAGGGCUUCAGUGCCACGCAGCUUCAGCCACAGCAAGUCAGCUUCGAUCUAACGGGAAGCGGGAAGUCCAAACCCAGGCUGGUCUCUGUUCAGCGGAAAUCCACGGAGCCGUUCGAGACCCAUUGGGGAGGGGAACAGCUCAUUAGGAUGCCGCCUCUCAAACCGAACCCGGUGGCCAUGUGUCAGAUCACCCGGGAAGAUUGGCUGCGCGCCAACAACGUAAACUACCGGCGCUUGGAGAGCAGCAGGCGGCAUGCGGAAAGCUUCUGGCGCGAGACCUCCCGGUUGAUCCAGAGUAAAGAGCAGCUUACGCGGCGAACGCAGUCUGACAGCUCCCGGUGGAUCGGUGAACGGAUAACGGAAAUCUCGUUCUGGCGGAGCGAGCUGGGGUUCGAGCUCGAGCAGCUUCUCCGGGACACGGAGAGGCUACGUCAGGUCAAGUUCCGGUUGGACAGGGCCUUAAAGGAGACCGACGGACCACUGCAGAUGUCCCAGGAGUGCCAGUUCCAGUGUCAGAAACUCAACGACGGAGUCAUCGAUGUAGUGGAGAAAGAACUGGUGCAGGAGGUAACAGUGAUCAGGUCUUCACAGGAACAGUUGGAGAGGACAAGAGACAAAGUCCAGAAACAGCUGGAUGUCUCAGUGCCGGUGUCUUGGGUUCAGUAUUCGGAGGACAACAUCGGGAAGUCGACGUCGGAGAGGCGAGCCACGCGAGAGCUAACGGAGCUGGUGGAGGGAACCCUGGUUGCCGCGGCGAGAGACAUGUGGUCUCAGUACAACCGUGUCAACGCCGCCUUCACACUCCGUGUCAACCAGACCACACACGCUAGGAACACGCUACAGCAGCACCUGGCCAAGACCCUGCAGGAGAUGCAUCAGACGGAGCGUACCAUCUCAGAUUUGGAGGGGUCCAUCUGGGCGAAGAGAACCCCCCUCAGAGUAGCUCAGUCCAGGCUGGAGGAACGCACCCAUAGACCUAAUAUAGAGCUCUGCAGGGACCAACCACACACCAGGUUGCUGUCUGAGGUGUCUGGUCUCCAGGACACUGUUUUAUCUCUGAGACAGAGGUUGUCUGAAGCCCAGGCCACCCUGCAGCAGCUGGCUGGCUGUAAGAGUGUUUUAGAACAGGAGCUUUACACUAAGGCCCACUCCCUGUUUAUCGACCAGGAGAGAUGUCUAGGACUCCGCAAGACAUACCCCUCCACCCCUAGACUGGUGGGAUACACAUAG
Messenger RNA from Oncorhynchus mykiss (rainbow trout), 1355 nucleotides. The record is from RefSeq and is a predicted model, not a curated record. NCBI's taxonomy places the organism in Eukaryota, Metazoa, Chordata, Actinopteri, Salmoniformes, Salmonidae.